This is a messenger RNA of Cladophialophora carrionii CBS 160.54, 1896 nucleotides long. RefSeq lists its product as uncharacterized. Gene Ontology annotation, cellular component: Golgi membrane; Ric1-Rgp1 guanyl-nucleotide exchange factor complex. Gene Ontology annotation, biological process: retrograde transport, endosome to Golgi. Lineage: Eukaryota; Fungi; Ascomycota; Eurotiomycetes; Chaetothyriales; Herpotrichiellaceae. The record is from RefSeq and is a predicted model, not a curated record. The transcript has 2 exons. The coding region runs from base 1 to 1896 and encodes 631 amino acids.
AUGGAGGAAGCCUGUCCGUGGGGGGCUGGGAGAGACAGAAAAGACCCGGUCAUUCACGCUCGUCGACAGUCCAAAUUCUGCAUACGAAAAGCAAGCCAAUAUGAGCGAAAAGAUGUGCGGAAUAGUCUGCAGCUGCCGCGCAGGAGCGGGCGUAGAAGUCCACUAUCGCCUGUCGCUAGCGAGGGUCGCGAUACAUCCUCACAAUUCAGAUCCCGAAUACCAUCCGAUCACUCUAGAGGCCGUCCAGCGUCCCAAGAACCAGACGAGCUGCGUAUUUCGAGUCCGGCCGAGACCGACGCCGCCCAGGCAUCUGUCUCCGGACCAGGACCAGAGCUUGCAAGCGAACGGAGCAGCGCCGACUUCUACUCGCUCAGCAAUCACUCCCAAGAGACCUUGAUGUCUGAGCAGCCCUCCAUCAUUUCGGAACAUCCACCACCAUGGACUUACUCUGCGCCUUUAGCGCGACGACCGGCAAUACAUCAGUCGCAAAAGCCUCAAGCUGUGAAUUUGCUCAUGGGCUACGCUCAGUUGAGUGCGACAUUCACAUUAGACGCCUCGCUGGUCGACCAGUCACACUUCGAAGAGGUGAAGACGAAAGGCUUUCUUGGUGGCCAGGCUGGAGGUGGCGUCGUCGGCGUCAAAAAGCCCCGGCCGAACAGCGGGUUCUUGGGAGGUUUCAAUCUCAACAGCAUCGGAGGCUCGCUUAACAAUUUGAUCGGUGGCGACAACAUGAGCAGCGUGAAGGAGAUGAACGCCGUGACCAACGCCAGGGCUAUUCCCCUCCUGUCUACUCCACAAUCACUGUUGUUCGUCGACAUGCAUCUCGAACCCGGCGAAGAGCAGAGCUAUUCGUACAGCUAUCCCUUACCGCGCGGCCUACCAUCCAGCCAUCGAGGAAAGGCCAUCAAGAUCUCCUACAAUUUGACCAUCGGAGUACAAGGUCUUCCCGGAAGCCGCGACGUGCAUACGGUUCGCCAAGUCAACGUUCCCAUCCGUGUCUUUCCCGGUGUCUCUCACGACGGAGAGAUCUACGGCCACGAUCUCAUGCAGCCACAUGUGAUCCUUCGUGACCUCGCUCAUACGAAGUCAAUUCUAGCAGCUGAAGGCCAGGAAGAGAUUACUACGUUCACCACGCAAGGGGAUGAAAGGGCUACAGCCGAGUUUCUCACGUUCGUCGAUACGCUUUUGGAUCGCAACCGACGUCGACAAUCCAGCACAGGGACGAUGGAUGCAUUCUCCAAUAGCCAGGACAUGGGGAGCCGAGGAAAGACUCUGCAGGCGGUCGACCGUGCCAUCGUAUACAGUAAUUCCCUCUCUGAGGGCGAUUCGAGCGCGAACCGGUUCGAGAUUGCCCGCACCGGCCAGAGAGUUGCAGUUAUCGUCAUUGACCGACCAUUACACCGGCUCGGAGAGACAAUCACAGCCGUGGUUGACUUCUCAGAGAGUGAAAUAGCCGGUUCUUCGCUCAAAGCAACCCUGGAGACAUCGGAGAAAGUAACCCCUGCGCUUGCCGUCCGAUCGGUUGCCACGAUCAACCGAAUCACGAGAAAGAUCUACGGCGCCCGGUCGGAGAACAUUUUGUUCUCGAAGCGAGCCACCUUCGCAUUCAGCAUCCCGGCCUCGGCGACCCCCACGUUCGUGACCUCCGGGGUCAACUUGGACUGGAGUCUCCGAUUCGAAUUUGGAACCAUCAAGCCGUUCGAGAGUGAAGAAGGCGGUAUCCAGCCCGUGCCGGACCUGUUGGAGGAGGUUGUCAACGACGAGAGGAGCACUGUCAAUGUUGCUGUGGAGAACCUGGAGUGCGAGACGUUCGAGGUGGUUAUCCCGAUCACCGUCUAUGGCGAUCUGGUACCCGAUGGCAAAGAAGGCGAAGAGAUCGUGGGGAUUCCGAUCUGA